AUGAGGGGUUGUUUCGCGCUUUUGUUUCUUGCGCCUUUGGCGCAAUUUGUGCUUUACUGUGCCGCUGGCGCUCCGAUAGCGGCUCCGAGAAUGCAUGGUGACAAACUUCCAAGAACGUGCAAGCGCCAAAUGGACUUCUCCAUUGUCGUCGAUGAGUCCGCCAGUAUCUCGAAAGAAGAUUGGAAUGGUCGAAUGAUACCAUUCCUGGAGAACCUCAUUACAACGAUUGACCUCGACAACAGUGACAUCAGGAUCUCCUUGACGACGUACUCGACGCCCACGCGUUCGAUUUUCACGUUCCUCGACAAGGAGGCCAGCAACACGCAAUUGGCCAUUAAGCGCCUGCACGAGAUGCGUGACUCCAAACCCGCGUUUGGCAUGACCUACACUGGUAACGCGCUUUCGUUCGUCAGGAAGGCGGUGCUGCCCUACGGACGCAAAAACGUCCCUAAGGCGCUUCUGCUCGUCACUGAUGGCCUUUCUUCGGACUCCGACCUCACAGCGCAGGAGGCCGCCAUGAUCCGUGACGAGGGCGUCAAUGUGAUGGUUGUCGGUGUUGGCGAUGCUAGGAUCGAGGAGUGCCGCGGUAUUGUGGGCUGUGACGGCGUCAUGGAUUGCCCAAUGUUCAAGCACACUAACUGGAAGGAGAUGAUCAACAUAUUCCACGGGCUCAUGAAAGAGGUCUGUGACACGCUUCCCCAAGACGCCACCUGCAGACCGGUGUGGUCGGACUGGUCAGAGUGCAAUGCGCCAUGCAACGCCACCGGGACGCGCACGCGUACCUUGCGAACACUGGAAACCAUAACGAAGCCAAUCAUGGGCACGAACGGGCAACUGGGCCGUACGUGCAAGGAUCAAGAGAUGCUCACCCCGCCGCAAAGCGAGAGUUGCGUCGGCAAAUGCGCCAACGUUUCCGCUCCUGGACAUGACAUGCCGGCGCCGAUGUUAACCGGCAGACUUGCUGACGGGUCAUACGAUGAGUCCUACGGCACCUUUGCAUCAUGCACCAAACAUAAAUCUGGCGACGUGCCUGCGGAUAAGGACAUCAAGUGCGAUAGACGCAAGCAGAACAACGGGAAUUCAUCCGGCGCAGGUGCCUCGCAGACGCCACAGCAUAAGGUAGACUCAGCGAAAUCAGACAGACAGAUUCGGCCGCAACAGCCGAGUGCCCCGAUCAAGCCUCUACCAAGGAAACCCACGCCUGGGAAAGUUACGCACGUGAAGGACGAUUCGUCUAGCCAAGUCAGGCUCAGGGGAGACAUGGAUCCUACCGCUGGGGAAAAGGACAAUGCUAGGUUGGCCAAGUCGCCACCCACAACAAAGAAGCCGGUGGUUGUCACUGACUCAUCACAGAAAGUGCGCCGGACGGCAGUAGAUCCGAACUCCAGCCCAGAGGGCGGCAGGAAGACACCACAGUCACCGUCAAAACCCAAAGUCAACUCUGGUUCCGUUAACGUACCAGCUAAGCCCGGCAAAGCAUCUAAGGACUCUGUUACCGUGCCCGGUGGAUCUACCCUUGACCCCGACUACGGUUCCCACAAGUUCAAAACCGAAACGAAGAUGGACCCCCUGAGUGUCAAUGACAUCAACGGUUCGUCGACCACAUCAGGAGGGAAGUCGUCCGACUCGAAACCUGUGCCGAUGUCAUCGGGCGGCAAGAAGACACCGCAGUCACCGUCAGUGCCCAAAGUCAACUCUGGGUCCGUUAGCGUACCAGCUAAGCCCGGCAAAGCAUCUAAGGACUCUGUUACCGUGCCCGGUGGAUCUACCCUUGACCCCGACUACGGUUCCCACAAGUUCAAAACCGAAACGAAGAUGGACCCCCUGAGUGUCAAUGACAUCAACGGUUCGUCGACCACACCAGGAGGGAAGUCGUCCGACUCGAAACCUGUGCCGAUGUCAUCGGGAGCUACAAGAGGUGACAUGACCGACUCAGAACUUGACUCUGGGUCCGUUAGCGUACCAGCGAAGCCCGGCAAAGCAUCUAAGGACUCUGUUACCGUGCCCGGUGGAUCUACCCUUGAUCCUGACUACGGUUCCCACAAGUUCAAAACCGAAACGAAGAUGGACCCCCUGAGUGUCAAUGACAUCAACGGUUCGUCGACCACAUCACGAGUGGCAUCGUCCGACUCGACACCUGAACCGAUGUCAUCGGGAGCUACAAGAGGUGACAUGACCGACUCAGAACUUGACUCUAGGUCUGGUAUGAUGUCAACAGAGCCCGCAAGCCCAUCUGAAGACUCCGUUGACGUGACAGGUGGAUCGACCCUUGAUCCCGACUACGGUUCCCACAAGUUCAAAACCGACACAAAGAUGGACCCCAUGAGUGACGGUAGCAGCUUCCCAACGUCAGACCUAGGCAGGGAAGACGAGAGCGACAUGGGCGAAAUGACUGGCAGUGGCACCAGCCUGGAGCACAACACGAGUACCGGCAGCACCCCGCAGCAUCCGUCCGGUUAUGAGGGAUUGAAUGAUGCCGACAUGAGCGAUAUGACGCCUGAGGAAACGGAUUUGGCAGCCCAGGAGGAAAUGAGGCGCGAGCUCGAGGAGGAGCGCGAGGAAGACCUCAGACGGGAACUGGAGGAGCAGCAUAAGAAGGAGCGUGAAGCCGAGGAAAGGCUGAAGCAAGAGCUCAGCGCGAACAGCAACCCAGGCUCCGGCGAGCCGACUCCUACCUCUGGAUCAGACAUAACAUCUGAUGAAGAGGGAGCGACAACUGGUGAUGUAGACACAUCUGGUGACGAAGGCGCGACAACUGGUGAUGUAGACACAUCUGGUGACGAAGGCACGACAUCUGGUGGAGAAAACGCGACAACCGGUGAAAAUUCAUCAUCCGAUGACGGCGAUAACUCACUUCAUGGGUUCCACGUUUUGAGUGACAGCGCAGCGACUGAAUACGUCCCGCCAGUGAAAGCUGCUGAUAACGAAAGCGAUGAAGAAUCUACCGAGGGCGGUAGCAGCCGGUCGAGCAGCAACACGACGAAGAUUGCGGGAGGCGCCUUGCUAGGCCUUCUCCUGCUUGGCGCAGGAGGCGGGUACGCCAUGUACAAAAAGAACAAGGGCCCCGGCUUCGAGGCUGACCCAGGCGACUACGCUGGGGGCGACGAGAGCUCGCAACCCAUCAGGGACGCCGAAACGUACACCGUUACGGAAUUCGACAACAACAUUUGGGGAGAAGCCACCUGA
Babesia bigemina is the source of this 3186-nucleotide messenger RNA. Its product is annotated as thrombospondin-related anonymous protein, putative. NCBI's taxonomy places the organism in Eukaryota, Apicomplexa, Aconoidasida, Piroplasmida, Babesiidae. The coding region runs from base 1 to 3186 and encodes 1061 amino acids. The record is from RefSeq and is a predicted model, not a curated record. The transcript has 5 exons.